Molecule: messenger RNA, 1216 nt
Organism: Aedes albopictus (Asian tiger mosquito)
Lineage: Eukaryota; Metazoa; Arthropoda; Insecta; Diptera; Culicidae
Product: sulfotransferase 1C4
Exons: 6
Coding region: 135-1187 (350 amino acids)
Biological process (GO): sulfation
Cellular component (GO): cytoplasm
Molecular function (GO): sulfotransferase activity
Source: RefSeq, a predicted model, not a curated record
AGUGGAACGCAGUGGCGACUCGCUUGACGCACACAUGCUGGCUCCAAAUAAUCUCGCAUCAGUUUUGUUAUAACCACCGUUCGGAAGACAUUUCAACCAUCCAUCCGCGUUUGUCGUUUAUAAAGGAUUGUAUAAUGCAGUUCAAUAAUAACGAGAAUGAAGAAAAGUUUCCCUAUUCAAUAGAUUUUGUGGAUCAAGACACAAAUUCAAAGCUCUUAAGGAACUUUCAUGGCGAAAAAACUGGUUUUGUUCAAGUAGGGGACGAUAAAUGGUUCUUUCCUAGCAAAUACCGAGAUGCAGCGGAACACUUCUACAACUUUAAGGCGCGAUCUGAUGAUGUUUGGAUUGCGACUUAUCCCCGUUCUGGAACAACGUGGACGCAAGAGAUGGUAUGGUUGAUAUGUAACAACCUGGAUUUUGAUGCCGCACGAAGCGAGCCUUUAACAAAGCGCUUUCCGUUUUUUGAAUUCCACAUGUUUAUGCACGAUAAAAUGAAGGCACAGUUCCUGAUGGAAAACGAAAAUCCAGCCAAUAAAGAGUUCAUAGAGCAAGCGUCGAAACCUGCCUAUGAGUUGUUGGAUUCCAUUACGACUCGAAGAUAUAUAAAAACUCAUUUUCCUUUCACAUUACUGCCACCUAGCAUAUUUAAAACAGGAGCUAAGGUAAUCUAUGUGGCUCGAAAUCCAUCAGAUGUAGUGGUAUCGUAUUACCACCUCAACAGAUUAUAUCGUACUCAAGGCUAUCAAGGGGAUUUCGAAACUUUUUACAGUUAUUUUGAAAACGAUUUAACUCCAUGGUCACCAUACUGGACGCAUUUAAAGCAAGGAUGGCAAGCGAGGAGUUUACCAAAUGUUCUUUUCAUGUUUUAUGAAAAUAUGAACAAAAAAUUAUCGGAAACCAUACGAACAGUUGCCAGUUUCCUCGACAAGAAGCUAUCCGACGAAGAUGUGAACAAGCUAGUAGAUCAUUUGAGUAUAGAUAAUUGUAAGAACAAUCCAUCGAUGAACGGUGCCGAGCUAAAAGCAGUAGGCAUUUUGAAUCACAAUACUCAGGGUUUCAUCAGGAAAGGUAAGGUGAAUUCGUCGGACCAUGAACUCACGGACGAAAUAAAACAGCGCAUUCAAAAAUGGACACUGAAUAAUUUAAAAGAUUCAAAUCUAAAGUUUCCAACGAGCAAUGACAUUUAAUAAUUAUAGAAUUGUGAGUCAAACCUUGA